UCGCAGGAGACAAGCAGUGUGUGGAGGCUGAGAAGACACACGGGAAAGAUGAAGACACAAACAUGGAUUAUGGUGGUUACCAUGGUAGCAGCCAUGAUGGUAGCUCCCACAGCCACCCAUCAGAUGAUGUGGGGGACGUGUUCCAGUAAUUCCUAUACACCCAUGCCUGAUUUUAACCCUGAGAAGUUCAGUGGAUCCUGGUACGUGUUGAAGAAGCUAGUGACGACCAGCAGGUGCCUGAGUACGACCUUUGAGCUGCAGAACGACACCAGGACCUUCAAGGUCAAGGAGAUACGAACCCCAGUUGUAGCAGACAUGACACCUUACAAGGCAACGGUGACCAAUGAAGGGAUUCUGGAAAUGAAUCCAGAACAACCUGCUAAGAUGAAGCUAGACUGGAGUGGUAGUAAGUUAGUUGUAGUUGUAGUUGUAGUUGUGGUUGUAGUUGUAGUUGUAUGGCUGUAG
This is a messenger RNA of Cherax quadricarinatus, 465 nucleotides long. Lineage: Eukaryota; Metazoa; Arthropoda; Malacostraca; Decapoda; Parastacidae. The record is from RefSeq and is a predicted model, not a curated record.